UAAUUUAGUUCGAUUAAUUUAUAAAAUUAAUGAUGAAACGAAAUAAAAGGAGUUAGUUAUAUCAAUGUAUAUGUUCAGCACUUUUUCUGAAACAUAGUGAUCAUCAGAUAUUAUUAGGCUACUAUGCUACGUAACAGUUCAGAAUCAAGCUAUUUUUUAAACAGCCAUCAAUGUCAAACAUGACAUGUUUUCUCAUGAAAAAUAAAAGAAGGGACAACUGCUGGGACAACUGUAACACGAAUGCUCUAGUUGUUCGAUUUGCAACCGAGAGUAAAGGAUAACAAUAGCAGUGAGAUGCACUUUCAAAAUUUCUUUUACUUGCAGUUAAUCGUUGCGUUAUAUGCAGAUAAAACAAAUAUGAUUCGUGAUUAUUUCGUUUUUAAAGAUGUUACUAGAGUGGCUGGAUUUUCUUGUGGAGAGAUCGAAAAUGAUUACCAAGUUGUUAAACUUCUCAAUGAUGUCGGUAUUAUGGUGUCUAUAAAUCACUUUACAUCGACAAUCGAUGUAUUCCGAUUUUUGCGUACCACUUACUGGAAUUUAGGCAUAUUUUUAGAUCUGCGGUGUUCAGUUGCAGACGAAAACAUAAUGAAAAUUUUCUACGAGACCUCGACCCAUUACAUGUACGACCAUUUGCAUCAAUGGUUAAUUCUGGGAAAUAAUAUGAGCCACACUGUCCAACUAUUAAAUGACAGCGUGUUUAGCAUUAUUACGGAUAUCACGAUUGCUAUACCAAAUAACAAUGAUUAUUUUCUAUAUGAUGUAUAUAAUCAUUGCAAAUCUUGCGGUGGUUUGAUAAAUAUUACGGAACUUGGUACCUGGACUGGACAAAAUGGAUUACAGAUUACUUUACAAACAGAUAAAUUUCCCAGAAGAUGGGAUUAUCAUAAAAUGAGGAUCAAAAUUGCUGGUCUCACAACAGGUAGACACAAGGAUCAAAGUUUGAUAGAAUAUUUGCGAGAACAGAGUAUCACGUACACGGACAAUUGGUCUAAAUUUGGAUUUGCUAUUAUGGAACACGUUAAAGAUCUAUUCAAUUUCACUUUUGAAGUAAUAGAGUUGGAUCAUUGGGAAAAGAAUGAUAGCGUUGGACCGUUGAUUUCUGGCCUUCAUCAAGGUAAAUAUCACCUGGGAUAUUUUCCGUCAAUUAUAACUAUUGAAAGACUCAAUCGUGCGGACGUAAUUUUGCAAGUUUGGCCCAUAAGAACCUGCUUUAUGUUUCUUACUAAACCUUCGUUAAAAGUGGAUAUGAACAUAAUCUUUAGACCAUUCUCGAGAAAUGUUUGGUACGUGAUAUUUUUAUUAAUAAUCAUCAUCAUUUUCGUUUUGUGGAUGAUUUUAAAACUUGAAACACAUGUUGCUGAUUAUGGGAUCACAGUCCUCAUUACUGUCGCUGCACUAUGUCAACAAGGAUUACCAUUUAUCAGUACUCAAUUUUCAAGCCGCGUUGUUUUUCUUCAUACUUUAAUCUUUGGUUUGCUCGUUUAUAAUUAUUAUUCAGCAGCAAUAGUAUCUAGUCGGUUGAAUGUACCCUUAGAUAAAAUGAACGAUUCAUUGUAUUCAUUAGUGAAAAGUAAAAUGAAACUUGCAGCGUACAAAGAUAUAUAUUUCAAUUAUUUAUUACGAUACCCUGCGGACGAUGUUCAAUAUUUUGCAAAAUACUGGAAUACCAUACCAGAAGAUAAAAGAUUUCUUUCUCUAGAGGACGGCGUAAAAGGAAUCUCAAAUCUCAGAUUUGCUUAUCAUGCAGAGCCCACUAAUGUUUAUCCACUUAUAGAUCGUAGUUUUGACAAAGAAAUGAUCUGUCAGCUUACCGAAGUUCAUUUGUUUCGCCCUAAUUCGAUAGGUUUGUGGUCAGCUCAACGUAGUCCUUUCCAAGAAAUAACAAAAAUAGGCCUUAUUCGAAUAUAUACUUCGGGAAUUCGAAAGCGAGAAGUGUUACGUUGGAGUUACAGAAAACCUUAUUGUAACAAAGAUAAACAUUACGUAUCAAGUGUAACAAUUCAUGAAAUGAUACCAAUUAUACUUGUUUUAUGUUUUGGCAUUGUUUUAUCAGCUGUUAUUUGUUUUAUGGAAAAUGUAGUUUUUCAUAUAAGGCACAAAAAGCAGGAACAAACAAAAGAAUCUGAAAAUCGAUUAAAAAAAUGUAAUCAGAAAAAUAUUGUACCACAAAUCAAAACUAUGGUGAAGACAAAAAAACUUCUAACUACC
Messenger RNA from Frieseomelitta varia, 2208 nucleotides. RefSeq lists its product as uncharacterized. NCBI's taxonomy places the organism in Eukaryota, Metazoa, Arthropoda, Insecta, Hymenoptera, Apidae. The annotation marks the transcript as partial. The transcript has 9 exons. The record is from RefSeq and is a predicted model, not a curated record.